Molecule: messenger RNA, 2053 nt
Organism: Carya illinoinensis
Lineage: Eukaryota; Viridiplantae; Streptophyta; Magnoliopsida; Fagales; Juglandaceae
Exons: 8
Coding region: 140-1480 (446 amino acids)
Cellular component (GO): plasma membrane
Source: RefSeq, a predicted model, not a curated record
GCUUGAAACUGCAUUUUGCUUUCACAUCACUUUCACUGUCUCUGUGAAAUUUGUUUUUGGUACUCUUGCUCUCGGUGUUUUUCUCUUAGAGUUUUCGACGCCCAUUCCUCGAUCACAUUUUCUUUGGAAGCCAGUGAGAAUGGAACAAAGGCUCAUUUGCACCCUCGCUCUUCACCUUGCUCUAUUUUUUCUUCUCUAUUUUUGUGGGUCCCACUCUACCCCAUUUUUUGAUGUAAAAGAGCCCGUUCUUACGGAAAUAAAAGUCAAUGCAUUGGCUCCUGAUAUAUCUCCAAGUGGGGACUCUCGGCCCUUUCUUCCCCUUUUAGCUCCUUCACCAUUGAUACCGUUUGCAAAUAACACUGUGCCGAUAUUAUCAGGACUCUGUACAUUAAAUUUUUCAUCUGCUGAAAGUGUAAUGGUAAUAACAGCAACUGACUGCCAGGCUUCCUUUGCACCAUAUAUGGCCAAUGUGGUAUGUUGUCCUCAAUUUGAUGCCACACUAGAGAUUAUUCUUGGGCAGUCCAGUAAAUAUUCUGGGAGGCUUGCUUUGAACAAGACUCAAGCCAGCCACUGCCUAUCAGAUGUUGAGAAGAUUCUAGAGAGUCAAGGAGCUAAUGAGGAGCUCCAAAAGAUAUGUUCGUUUCACCCUGAGAACCUCACAGUAGCCUCUUGCCCUGUCACAGAUGUUGAUGAAUUUGAGCGCACUGUUGACUCUUCUAGACUUUUGGCUGCUUGUGGAAGGAUUGAUCCUGUCAAUGAAUGUUGUGACCAAGUUUGCCAAAAUUCUAUACUAGAUGCUGCUAAAAAAAUUUCCCUUAAUGGCAUCUCAAAUAAGGAAGUGGUCCCUCAUGGAAGGAUUGAUGAUUGCAAGAAUAUUGUCCUCAGGUGGUUGGCCAGUAGACUUGAUGCUUCUUCAGCCAAUGGUGUCCUUAGAGGUCUUUCGAAUUGCAAUGUAAACAAAGUUUGUCCACUACUUUUUCCCAAUAUGACAAAUGUUGUAAAAGAAUGUGGAAAUGUGAUAAGUAACCAGACAGUUUGCUGCAAAGCCAUGGAGAGUUAUAUGUCCCAAUUGCAGCAGCAGAGCUUCCUCACCAACUUGCAGGCACUGAAUUGUGCUGCAUCACUUGGAAUGAGGUUACAGAAAGCUAAUGUCUCCUACGAUAUUUACACUCUUUGUCAUAUAAACCUCCAGGAUUUCUCUGUUCAAGUUGGAUCACAAGGGUCUGGCUGCCUUUUAUCAAGCUUGCCUUCAGAUGCAACAUAUGAUAAAACUUCCACGAUUGGCUUUGUUUGUGAUCUGAAUGAUAACAUUGCGGCUCCUUGGCCUUCUAACUCUUAUGUACCUGCUUCUACCUGCAAUAAAACUAUCACUCUUCCAGCACUCCCCACAGCAACAUCUGCACAAAGUGGUCGUCACAAUGAGAACUUGAUGUUUCCACUGGUCGUGAUCCCCUUACUGGCUCUCAUGACACAUCUUUGAUUUUCGCAUUCAAGUUCCUUUGGUUCUUUUGGCCUCAAUAGAAGCUGCUCUUCAUACAGGAUAACUUUAUUAAUCUUGAAUCUUGGUAUACAUCUGGAGAGACAAAACGGCGGGGGGACUGGAAAUCCUGAUGUGAAUUUGAUGGGUAAUGCUAAUUGUAAUCACAUGUUACAAUUAUACGAGGAAAUCAAAUUGAAUGAAGAAGGUAGAUUUCAACUCCUGUGUGUGCAUCAUACUGUGUAAGCUAAGUGUGUACGUGCCCUGUUCCUUCUUUCAUUUUUGUGCACUCUUUUGUGCACUCCAGUGAUAUGAUUGGUUGGAUAUUUAUCCAACCAAUCAUAUCACUGGAGUGCGCAGGGAGUACGCAAAAGUGACUGUAUGUAGCAUUGCUCUUUUCUAUAUGAUUAAGAAGCAAAAUGUAAAUUUCUUAGAAGAGCUUCCUUAUGUUCAGCUCUGAUUAUGGUUUUAUUUAAUUACACCUAAUUAAUUUCUUGUGGAGAAAAGGGUUGAGAAGUUUCAAGUUGUGAACAGAAUAACUUUAUCUUUAUGAAAUUAAGUCUGUCUUUUGUAUUA